AUGUCUAGAGAAGACCCAAUUAAAGCAGAAAAGGAUUUUUCAGCUACCUUAGAUGAGCAAUUUCCAAUAAUUGAAAAAAUAUCCGAUUACAAGCAAGCUUUGGAUAAGUAUCUUGUUUUGGAAAAACAAACUCGUCAAUCCUCCGAUUUGGCUUCCUCCAAGAGAGUUCUUAACAAGAUAGUAAGCACUUUGGUUAAUAACAAUGAUUGGGAAUACUUGAAUGACUUGAUCACCAUCUUGUCUAAGAAACAUGGACAAUUAAAGUCCUCUAUCCAGGCAUUCAUUAAGGAUGUAAUUGAUAAUUUGGAUAAAUUGAAUGAAGACAACAAACAAGAAUUAGAACUCAAAAUGAAAUUGAUUGAAACCAUUAGAACUGUUACUGACAAAAAGAUCUUUGUUGAAGUGGAAAGGGCUAUCGUUUCAAGACAAUUGGCUGAAAUCUAUUUGAACAAGUUGAAUGAUUUGGAUAAAGCCGUCGAAAUAUUGUGCGAUUUGCAAGUCGAAACUUAUUCGUUAAUGGCCUUCAGUGACAAAGUUGAAUACAUUUUGGAGCAAAUUCAAUUGACUUUAAAGAAAGGUGAUUAUUCCCAAGCAAAGAUUUUGAGUAGAAAGAUUUUGUUGAAAGCUUUAAAGAACUUUGAAAAAGCUGACGAGUUUAAAGCCACUUACUUGAAAUAUUUGAUUGACAUUAAUGUGUUUGACUAUGAUUACAUUUCCAUUGUUAAAAAUUUGUUGUUGUUGAUUGAAAUCCCAGCCGUUAAAAGUUCAAACACUAUUGCAGAAGAUUACAAGAGAAUCAUUUUCUACAUCAUAUUAUCCAAAUUCGACCCUCACCAACAAGAUUUGAUUAACAAGAUUAAGGCUAAUCCUGUUUUUGGCAAGAAUGUCGAUGCCAAGAUCUUUAAGCUUUUGGAUAUUUUCACUACAAAUGAAUUGAUCCAUUGGUCUAACAUUGAAUCCUUAUACAAGAGUGCAUUCUCAUCCUCCGAGAUUUUUGCUGACGAAACUAAUUAUAAGAACUUGCAAAAAAGAAUCAUUGAACAUAAUCUCCGUAUAAUUAAUAAGUACUACCAGUUCAUCAAAUUGGAUAGAUUAGCUUAUUUAUUACAAUUAUCAGUAGAGGAAUCCGAACAAUAUGUGAGUGAUUUGGUUAAUGAAGGUAUGAUUGUGGCCAAGAUCAAUCGUCCACAAGGUACAGUCAAGUUUGACAAGGCCAAACAUACCGAAGGAAGUGAUCCAAGAACUAGUGAUAACCAUAUUAAUGCAUUGUUAAACGACUGGUGUUACGAUAUUGACAAGCUUUUGGAAGAAGUGGAUUCCAUUGGUCAUUUGAUAAAUAAGGAAGAAAUGAUGUAUGGUAUAAAACAAAAGAGUUAG
Messenger RNA from Candida tropicalis MYA-3404, 1377 nucleotides. RefSeq names its product proteasome regulatory particle lid subunit (gene RPN5). The transcript has a single exon. Gene Ontology annotation, cellular component: cytoplasm; proteasome regulatory particle, lid subcomplex; nuclear proteasome complex. Lineage: Eukaryota; Fungi; Ascomycota; Pichiomycetes; Serinales; Debaryomycetaceae. Bases 1 to 1377 code for a protein of 458 amino acids. The record is from RefSeq and is a predicted model, not a curated record.